Molecule: messenger RNA, 1025 nt
Organism: Folsomia candida
Lineage: Eukaryota; Metazoa; Arthropoda; Collembola; Entomobryomorpha; Isotomidae
Product: SEC14 cytosolic factor
Exons: 8
Coding region: 129-893 (254 amino acids)
Cellular component (GO): cytoplasm
Source: RefSeq, a predicted model, not a curated record
AUGAAUACUUAUUUUCCGACUGUGCAUUAGUGUGCAUGUAAAAUGCUGUGGGUUUUUCCAUGGGCAAAACUCGACAUUUGGUAAACCACUUUUACAAAUUCGGCUUCCUUUCCUUCUAGAAACGAGUAAUGCAAUGCAUUUCUGUGGAAGAGGACCUGACCUUGACUCGCUCAGAGAAAAAAGCAUUAGACGAGUUAAAAUUGCGAGUAGAGAAAAACCUACCCAAUGACUACAUGAAAAAGGAAGUCUAUUUAAUUAACUGGAUUCGAGCCUCCGACGGCAAUGUGGAUCAAGCAGUGAAAAUGUUAAAAGCAAAUCUGAAAUGGAGAAAGCAAAAUAAAAUGGACAACAUUUUGAGAGAGGAUUUUUCCUACAUGGAAGAGGAAUAUCCGAUAGAUUUGAGUGGAGUGGACUACACUGGGAGACCAGUGCUCCUUGUUCGCGUUGGUGAUUGGGAUGUAAGGCGUUCUCAUGUCACGGGCGAGCACGACGAAAACUACAGAUACUCGAUACGAGCUCUCGAACUCGCCAGCCAAAAAGUUAGAGAUGCUCAAGCACGAGGGAAAUUGGUCACCAGAUUUCAAGUCAUUUUCAACAUGGAUGGGUUCAGCCUGGUUCAACAUGGAUGCCUUCAGUGCAUACCUCCAUAUCUCAAUUUUUUGAGAGAUUUUCAAAACUACUUCCCUGGAAUGGUGGACAAUCUCGUCUUCAUUAAUGCUCCGCAGAGUAUGAAGUCUAUCAUUCAAUAUUUCCGUCCAAUUGUUCGGCCUAGUUUCAGAAAAAUUCUACACAUCUUUGGGACGGAUCCGGCAGAAUGGAAACCAUUUUUAUUCAAAAUCAUUCCAAGCGAUCAGAUUGAGGAGCAUUUGGAAAGAGGAAAAGCGCAAAAGUAGCAUAAAUGAUAAAUUGUAUAGUUCAAAACACGAUUAAAAUACUGCAAACUUUUAUAACAUUUAGCAAUACUUUUAGGCAACAGUUGAAGAUAAUUUUAACAAAUUAGUUGGAAUUACAGAUACUUAUACAAA